Sorghum bicolor (sorghum) is the source of this 1485-nucleotide messenger RNA. RefSeq names its product G-type lectin S-receptor-like serine/threonine-protein kinase At1g11410. Lineage: Eukaryota; Viridiplantae; Streptophyta; Magnoliopsida; Poales; Poaceae. Gene Ontology annotation, molecular function: ATP binding; protein kinase activity. Bases 93 to 1292 code for a protein of 399 amino acids. The transcript is spliced from 7 exons. Gene Ontology annotation, biological process: protein phosphorylation. The record is from RefSeq and is a predicted model, not a curated record.
AUGGUUGUAAUUUAAAUUAUGCGCAUGCAUGUACGUACUCAUCAAACAAAUAAAGAUUCUGCGGAUGGGUGCUUAAUUAAGUGGCAUGUAUCAUGUUGAGAUCAGGGCGCAAGAGCAAGCUCUGGGUGAUUCCAGUUGUUGUAGUUACUGUAUUAGCAGCAGUACUUCUCUGCUUCAUUUUUUACUCCCCUUGGUUCAGAAAGUACAGGAAAGGUAUGUUCAUCAGAUCUCAAGAAUUGCAGGGAGGAGAAGAACUAGUUUUGGACGGGAAGAAUUCAGAGUUCAAGGUGUUCGAUUUUGAACAGGUACUGGAGGCCACAAAUAAUUUCUCAGAUGAAAACAAGCUUGGAGAAGGCGGCUUUGGCGCCGUCUACAAGGGCCAGUUUGCUGAUGGAAUGGAGGUAGCAGUCAAGAGACUUGCUUCACAUUCAGGGCAAGGUUUCACAGAGUUCAAAAAUGAAGUCCAGCUCAUAGCCAAACUGCAACACAGUAAUUUGGUUAAGCUCUUGGGAUGUUGCUCUCAAGAAGAGGAAAAAAUAUUGGUUUAUGAAUACCUGCCAAACAAAAGCUUGGAUUUCUUCAUCUUCGAUGAAAAUAAAAGAGCAUUACUGGAUUGGCCCAAACUUCUCGCAAUAAUCGAGGGAAUAGCACAUGGGCUUAAUUACCUACAUAAGCACUCCAGGCUGCGUGUCAUACAUCGAGAUCUUAAACCAAGUAACAUUCUCUUGGACCACGAAAUGAACCCAAAAAUUUCAGAUUUUGGUCUAGCAAAAAUAUUCAGCUCAAAUAACGUUGAAGGAAACACUACAAGAAGAGUAGUUGGUACAUAUGGCUACAUGGCACCUGAGUAUGCUUCGGAGGGCAUCUUCUCUAUCAAGUCCGACGUAUUCAGCUUUGGUGUACUUGUUCUUGAGAUCAUUAGUGGAAAACGGAAUUCCGGUAGCCAUCAGUGUGGCGAUUUCAUCAAUCUCAUUGGAUAUGCAUGGCAAUUAUGGGACGAUGGAAGGUGGAUUGAUCUAGUUGAUGCAUCUUUGGCUCCCAAGAAUCACUCGGCAGAGAUGACGAAGUGCAUUAAGAUUGCACUGUUAUGUGUACAAGAAAAUGCGACUGAUCGACCGACCAUGGCAGAGGUUGUUGCAAUGCUAAGCCUAAGCAGUGAGACGGCUAUGAUCGUGGCUGAGCCUAAGCAGCCAGCAUAUUUCAAUGUGAGGGUCGGAAAUGAAGUGACGUCCACAGCUACUGAGUCAUGCAGUAUCAAUGAUGUGACCAUAUCGGUCACAACUCCAAGAUAGUUUUUUUUUCCUUCCAAGUGGCAGACAUAUGGGUUCUACACUUCUACCAUCAUCCCAGUCACUGACUCAUCACUGCAGUAUCUAUAUACUGUUGUAGGAUUGUACUCUCUGUGUUUAAAUAAGGGUCGCUAUGGUAUUUGUAUCCGUCAAACUUUCUUAGAUUUGAUUAGAUUUAUACAAAAUAUUAACAACA